AUGGUGGAGGAGUUACCUCGGCACAACGUGUCUAAAGGCCCCGUCUCCAACUCUGCUUCUUCCUCGUCGGUUGCAUCCCCGGACAUUAAACCCGUCGCUCCAUCUGCCUACGAUGCGAAUCUGACCAUAUCCCCGCCCUUGGAUGCGCUGUCUGCGACAUCUGUUUCCGCCAGCACCGGCGUCAGCAACCACCACGAAUGGACCCGAAGCGCUCUUGCUGGGUCUCCGGGGAACCUCAUCAGCCUCAUGGGCGAAUCGCCACCUACCCAGCCAUCCUCCUACGAGGACCACGCCCGCCUCCCUCCCGGCUGGGCGACCCGGCGGCCCAUCAUGACCCCGCAGGCGGCCUCUCCAUCGCCUCCCAGCAGUGUCCCCAGCAGUCUCCGCCGCCCUCUGAGCUACCAGCAGGAUCCUAUGCACGCCGCUGAACUGCAUGCGCAAGUUGCUGCCACCGCUGCCUACCGCCGCGCCUCCGUCCAGUCUCCCUUCUCCCAUGCGCGAGCGGGCCCGUAUCCGCCACCUCCGCAUCUCCCCCAGGCUCACUUUUACGGUACUCCAGAUCUCGAUUUCGAUGUGGGGCCGCAGACUGGGAUCAAGGCUGGGGAAAACGGCUACCACUUCGGCCUCGAUACUCUCCCAUCCGCACCGUCAAGCUCGGAGCUGUCCCCGGGAUCUGACAAUGUCGUAGUGGCAGGAUAUGAGGGCGGACUCGAGGUGUAUUCCGUUUCCAAGCGGGGCUUACAGCGCGUCACCGGCCUCAAGGGGCUGCGAGGUGGAGUGUUGCAUGCUACGAUCCUACCUUGGAUUGGUUCUGACGAACACGCCGACGUUUAUCCUCUGGUUGCCGUCGUUGUCCACGGCCCUGUCCUGCCGGCAGGCGCACCAGAGGAUGGUCCUCGAGUUGCCUCUCCUGAAGAGAGACCAGAGUUGUGCAACAGUCCCCGAACAGACGCCAGCCACCGGGAUGCGGCGACCGGCCGCUCGUUGGCUACCGUUGAGCACUACCAGACCAGCGUGGAACUCUAUUCACUCAAAUCAAACAAGCUCAUCGAUGUCCUGCUUGAAGCACCCAAAAUUCCUCUGGCCACUCCUAUCACCAGUCCAAUCUUCAAAGCCCCUCUUCCGACCGGUACAUUCGUUAUCCAAGCUGAUGGUGGUAACAUUGCCGUGGCAUCUGGUUCUACUGGCGAGGUUUGGGUGUACCGCCGUAUCGAAGGUCUGUACGGCGAUGGAGGAGUUCGUUUUGGCUGUGCCGGGAAACUCUGGACCAGUCUGCAGCAGGCCCCACGAGGUGGCGAAGUGACCGAAGAGUCCGGGGGACGACCGUCUCCCGCUCCGAGCUCUGCACGCCCGAACCCACCGACUCCCAUUCUGGCCUUGAACGGGCGGUGGAUCGCUUAUUGUCCACCGGCGCCUUCCUCUCAAAUUGCUAUCCGAGCCCAUGUCCCCGUGCCUAUGCUCGGCAAAGGGCCUGGCCUCUCAUCAGUCACGCCACCCGUGCUUCCCACUGUGACCUCCGGCGCUGAACUGCCCAUCUCCGAGGGCAUGAUGAAUAAGAUCAUGCGCGAGACCACGCAGGAGAUCAUAUCCGGCGCCAAGUGGGUUGGUCAACAGGGCUUGCAGGCCUGGAACGCGUACUGGAAUAAGAACACGUCCCAGCAAGGCGGCCGACAACCACGCUCGCCCCCUUUAGCCCCGCAGCAAUGGUCGAGCUCGUACCCUCAGCGUUCCGAUCCAGUUCAGUUCCCGCCGACCCAUGGGACUCCCGGGAAAGCCGUGGCUAGUAGGGAGCCAGGCCUGGUUACCGUCUUGGACCUGGCGACUCUGAGUCAGUCUGCCUCGUCGCAUCCUGUCACCACAUUUCAGACUCCUCUCGGAUGUAGCUUUUUAUCCUUCUCUCCGUCGGGUUUGUUUCUCUUCACUGCCAGCACCAAGGGCGAUGUGCAGACAGUCUGGGAUCUCAUGUGCAUCCAGUAUACCAAGUCGUCUCCGCUUCAGGCUGUUGCCGCUACGAGUACGGUUGGGCCGCGCGUACGGCAGGUGGCCCAUUUCUCGAGGAUGACGGUUGCUCGCAUUGUAGAGGUGGCCUGGUCUAGGCCUAACGGGGAGCGGAUUGCCAUGGUGACGGAGCGUGGCACCGUCCAUCUGCUCGACAUGCCUGGCAACGCCUUCACGUGGCCGCCCCCUCGACGCAGGAGGAUGACGGAGCCGAAUGGAGCGCCAGCGUCCGAAUCGCCCGGGUCUGCGGUGUCCAUGGCGUCCACCGCGUUCGGUGCGGCCUUUGAAGCUGCGAGGCCGCUGAUCGACCGCUCUCGAAGGGGCAGUUCUAAUGGACCCGGCCUAAACAGCGCGAACCUCGUCGACUCUGCCAGCCAGGGUGGACGGGCGAUCGCUGCCACGAUCAGCCAUUCCCUGGGCAAGACUGGCACCGCCAUCAACCAGCUGCGGCACACGGGGGAGAACCGGGUGUCGCUCCCGCCGAGCGUGGUACCGCCGUCGGCGUCCUGUGUGACAUGGCUCGCUGGUAGACGGUACCAUAGGCUGUUCGUUGUCGGUAGCGGGCUGGUACGGACGUUCCCUUCCAAGAGCCGACGCGGAUUGGUUGCGUCGGAGAAGCAGCGAGGGUCUAGAGGCAACCGGUACAUGGACUUCAAGUUCCCCACGCUACCCGACGAUACGCUGGCACCGAUGGUGAGGCAUUUUCUUGACUCGGACGAAUACCUGGAUCUGUCCGACAGGGAGAUGGAUGCAGGGAACACCUUGACGCUCGAGCCUCGUACGACAGCUGUGCAGGCCGAGAUCAGCGCGGAGGCGUGCAUCCCGCAAGCCGAGAUUGAAUCUAGCGCCCCGUAUCAGCCUUUCCAUACGGACAGGAGGGUUUCUGUGUUUGAGUACGCCACGUCAGCGGACGUCGCUUCGGAGGUCCCUGCGGUGACAGCGCUCCUCGCCGAAGCGACACUCGACGACCCGCCAUCUUCCAAGUCGAAGAGGAAACAAGCACGGCAGGCCUCCCAGGCGGCGCCUGCGGCCCAUGACGUGUCCCGACGACAUUGGGCGUUUGGUCAGCCGAUCGACUUGUUCAAGCUACAUCUGGAUCAUGGCAUUCUUCAAGACGAGGAGUGGGACGCUUCGGAGGAAACACGCGCACUGCCGUCAUCUUCGAUGGAGAGAGUGAUGCGCGUGGGGGGAAAUCGCGACGAAAUCGUGGUGACGACGAGGCGGCGGCGAGGGGCGCGUCACAUGGUAGAUGAGCAUGGGUUUUUUGAGGAUGACUGCGAGGUUCUUGACUUUGCAGACCAGAGGGUAUGAGUAAGUCGAUGAUGCAUACAUAGUUGGCCAGCGCCGCGGUUAAGGAUUGCAUGGGAGUGUUGGUUCUCUCGUCCGGCGUUGAUCUCUCUCUCUCUCUCUCUCUCUCUCUUUCUAUACGAGACUGGCCGGGAGGGAAAGUAGCUGACGAGGCGACGUUUGGGACAUUUGGAUUUUACUAUUACACCCGAGGCGCACCGCUCUUCAACAAGCACGGGCAGGGCCCAAGGGCAAGGGGGGCAGGAGGAGGGAAAGGGUUGAAGUGUCGUUUGCAAAGUCGUAUGUCUCUUGGUUCCUGGUACGGCGUACUGGCUGGCCUGUUUGCGACCAUAUUAGUUAACACCAUGCUUGGUGUUUUGAUCUUGGCUUAACAUAAGUCUAGGAAUCCCAGGUGGGCUCUGGUUGACCCCCAGCUUGCUGAAUAGAAUCAACCCCUUAGAUACCCAUAUUGGUCCCAUGCCUUUGUGAACCUGUCCGAUUUUGAAGCACGGAUGUCC
This is a messenger RNA of Sodiomyces alkalinus F11, 3803 nucleotides long. RefSeq lists its product as hypothetical. Lineage: Eukaryota; Fungi; Ascomycota; Sordariomycetes; Glomerellales; Plectosphaerellaceae. The coding region runs from base 1 to 3309 and encodes 1102 amino acids. Gene Ontology annotation, cellular component: cytoplasm. Gene Ontology annotation, molecular function: protein binding. Gene Ontology annotation, biological process: autophagy; response to starvation. The record is from RefSeq and is a predicted model, not a curated record. The transcript has 2 exons.